Protopterus annectens (West African lungfish) is the source of this 3983-nucleotide messenger RNA. It is a transcript of the gene PPP1R3C, whose product is annotated as protein phosphatase 1 regulatory subunit 3C. The record is from RefSeq and is a predicted model, not a curated record. The transcript is spliced from 3 exons. Gene Ontology annotation, biological process: regulation of glycogen biosynthetic process. The coding region runs from base 306 to 1211 and encodes 301 amino acids. Gene Ontology annotation, cellular component: protein phosphatase type 1 complex. Lineage: Eukaryota; Metazoa; Chordata; Ceratodontiformes; Protopteridae. Gene Ontology annotation, molecular function: protein phosphatase 1 binding; glycogen binding.
GGAUUGCAGACAAGGGUUGGGUUCGUUGGUUGCUGGGUGUGUGUUCUUCGACGGAUGCAGGCAAUCUUGGUAUUACUGUAGUGGGAUUUUCUAUCCAACAGGUCUGCAGCUUCUCCAUGCCCUACGAUUUACAAAGCAAAUUGCCGAUAGUUUCCUGGAGUUGUAAUACACCUGACUGAAAAAGUGUAGUGGGGAGAUUGUAAACACUCUGAAUGCAGAGUAAAGAAUGCUGCCUUGAACUAAAGGUGAAACAUCGGAGUUUUUAGUUAAGUCACUCUAAAGUUGAAGACUGGUGUGGUUUGGUAAUGUCAGUGGCUGUAGCCAUGAGGAUUUACUUUGCACAUCCAUCACCACCAUUAAGGAAUUUCUUGAGCUCCUAUGAAAUCAGAGAGGGAGGACUUGCAAAUACAAUAAAGCCACUAAGACCGUGUAUCAGCUCAAAAGGUGAACCAGAAUCUGACGGUGCUGAAUGGGAAAGUUCAAAAUGCAAAAACAAGAAAAAAGUCGUUUUUGCAGAUUCAAAAGGAUUAUCCCUAACAGCCAUCCAUGUAUUUUCUGAAUUUGAAGAAAACUCUGAGCUUGGUCUCCAGUUUGCUAUUGCUGACCUCGCAGAUUCACCAGCUGGCCUGAAAUUACAUGAUGAAAGGAACUUGAUGCUUGGGUUUUCUCAGCCUUCGGCAGAUUAUUUGGAGUUCAGAAAUCGUCUUCAGAGGAAUUUUGUCUGCCUUGAAAAUUGCACCCUUCAGGAAAAGUCAAUAGCAGGCACAGUGAAAGUGAAAAAUUUAAGUUUUGAAAAAACUGUUCAAGUCAGAAUAACUUUUGAUAGCUGGAAAAGCUACACAGAUGUUGACUGUACAUACAUGAAUAAUGUGUAUGGUGGUUCUGAUAGCGAUACUUUUUCAUUUGUCAUAGACCUUCCUGCUUUUGUUCCACCACAUGAACAUAUUGAAUUCUGCAUUAGUUUCACCUGCAAAGAUGGAGUACAUUGGGACAACAAUAAUGGCUGUAACUAUGUCAUAGUCCCUUCAGAGUGGAAAACUAAUGGUAUUCAGGCCCCUGUUUCACCAGUGCAUGAAAUGCCAUCCUACAAAAAGAGAGGUAAAUCAGAGCAAGUAGAUUUCGAUCGGUAUGGAAGUCCAAGAACAUCCAGUGGACUGUUUCCAGAAUGGCAAAGCUGGGACAGGAUUGAGAAUACUGCACCAUACUGGUGAACUUGUCACUUGCCAUUGCUACAGAAUGGGUAACAUUGACAAAUUAUACAGUUUAAAUUUGCUCAACUUUAUAUGGACUUGGUUCUCUAAAAAGAGUAUUGGGGUCAUGUGUCCCCCUUUCUUGGGUUGCAUAUCCUACGACUUUGAGGGAGAGUCAAACAAAACCAAAAAGCACCAGUAAAAGUGCAGUUGAAAAAAAACUAUUUGUAAUGCAACAUUUAUGCUGUGCAAUAUAAUGAAUUUUGAGCUUUUUGUUUUGUGCUCCUCCAGUAUGUUGCAGUAUUUGACUCGCAUUGUUUCCUUAAUAUGGACAGACUCGAGCCCGUCUGCAUGAUGAUGUAAGCUGUCCACAAACUAAGCAGUGCUAAAUAAGCACCCACUAGCUCUUAAGAUCCCUGUAGUAUGUGCUCUCAAAAUUUGAGGGCUGUCUGAGCAAUACAUUGUUAGGGCAUUUUUGAUAUAAAUUCUGCUUUUCAGUAACUGCAGAAUGCACCAGUGAUCCUUCCUAAAGGAGAAGGAAGCAUCUGCUCAACAGGGUGGAGUUUGGUCUCCAGUAUUUUAUGGAUUACUGUAAUGUGUUUACUGCAGUCAUGUCAGUUUUGAUGUGACAUGUUUGUAAUUUUGUGUUUUUUGUAGCAGAUUUCUGUAGAAAUGCCCACUUCAAUAGUUUUGUCCUAAGUCAGUGGUGAUAAAACUUAUCACUAAAAGGGUAUAAUGUCUGGCCCAGUCAACAAAUUGCCCUUUGAGUGAGGAGCACUUUAAUUGCUGGAAAAGCACUGCACCUUUUUUAGUCAAAGUAUGUUUGUGUGGCUCUUAACUACUUCAGGAGGCUGAGAACCUUUUGUAGUACUAAUGUAAUCUCAAGAUUCAUUUCUUUUGAUGUAUUAAUUGCCAGAAUCAUCUUGACUGUAACGAUGCUUUAAAAGGUUUUGGUACAAGAAAGCAGUACAGUUGUACACAUUGGAAAAAUGUUUCCAUCGUAUUUUAAUUACAUAAUGUUAUACAAUGUAAAGAUGGUUUGAGUUGCACCUUUUUUGGGCUUGAUGCAUCUAACAUUCAUAAUCUUGCUGGAAGUAAUUUUUUGCAUUCUUUUCGUUUGGAAGAUUUAAAUAUUUGCAAGUGUUUUGACAAGAUGAUUGUGACCUACUUCCCUGGCUUACAAGAAGCACUGGACUUUGAUUUCUGCACCCUCCCCACCCCACACAUGGCAUGUCAUUGUGCCUUUGCUACCAUCUCAGUGCUUUUCACGGAAUGUUGCACUGUGUUUCAUUUUUUGGAUUACUGUUACUUGACAAACUUGGUUUACUGGGGUAGGUCAAUGUAAAAAAAAAAAAAAAAUCUGGCAGAAUUCAAGGCCACAUAUUCUCCCAAUAACAUUUUUCUCUAUGGAGUUAGAGUAAAAUUCUAGACUUGUUUUACAGGUUUUCUAGGGAUCACAAAACCGCAUGAGUGGCCUAGAUGAGGGCAGACUGCUAAUUAAGCAGAAGCAAGGUUUGAUGACAAAUUGAUCUGAAGAUCUCUUGGCAGUCCUGGAUUGUAUACAUCUUUUGCAUUAUUUAACUUGGUGAUCCAUUUGCCUUCAUUUUUAAUAUUUGUUGGUAAAUGAACACGUCAAGAUUAAUCUUCAACCUUGGGCCUGUUUUAAAGCCACCCUUUAAAACCUCAAACUUGAAUUGGUCUGGACAGUGUUAAUGCUGCUUGGAGAUGGUGCACUAACUUAAAUCUGUGGCAAACUGGCAAUGUUUUAAGAGCUUCCAUUCUUAAUCUUAAUCCACCCCGAAUGUGUUGCUAUGUCUCUUGACUAUGUAGAAUCAUACACCAAACUGACUUCGAAAACUGUUCUGCUUUUGCUGUAGCAGCCUAUUAAAGGAUUUGCUGUCUUUCUGCUGUACUUGUCUGCUAGAGCAAUAGCAGCUCACUUUUUUUUUAUUGAAGAAUGUUAAACUUUAAGCAUUAAGUUGUCUGAACUUUUAUGUAAUUGGUGUGUCACAAUUUUGUCUUGGAUAUUGCCUUUUUAAAGUCUAUUUGUUUUGUAUUUAUUAAGUAUAUAUACAAAGUCCUUCAUAUUGAAGGUAUAUGGCUGUAGUGGUAUUCCACCCCCCCCCCACCAAAAAUAGAGAGAACCCCAGUGCCAGUUUUAUUUUGUCUAGUUUUGCACUGCCACACUUUUCAGAAAUUUGUAUUAAGUUUUCUGUGAGUUGAGCAUAGACGUUGCAGUCUGAGUUGUUACUAAUGGAUUUUCUUUUGACUCAGUUUUACUGAUCUGGGUAAAAUGUAGAGUAUGAGGAGUGAGUAACACUUCUCCCUUUGUACAGUGAAAUGAACUACAGAAUCCUCUAGAACAAUGUUGGCACUUUCCCAGUUUGGCUCGUAUCCUUACACACGCUGUAGCAAUCUUUACUGCAGGAAAGAUUUCUGACAGAGGUAUGUUGAAAUGUUUUGUGUGCACUUAGGCAGUUUUGCAUUUUAAAUGCCUUCAAAACUGUAAAUAAGAUGGUUGCAAACUUGGUAUUCAAAAUUGUUUUGAAGUGCAACGAAUGAUGAAUGUUGACGUAUUUCACAUCUAUUUUUCUACUGUAAUAAAUGUUAAUUUGUAAUGGAAAUGCACUUUGUAAAAUUUAAAAAUUGAAUUGCAGAAUAACCUGUAACUUUUUUAUAAAACAUUUAUGAAGAUUUUUUUUCCCAAAAUUUUCAAAAUGUAGCUAGCUGCUUCUGAAUUGGAAAAGUGUUGCUGUUUUUACUGCUGAAAAUAAAUAUAAAUUUUAACCAUAA